AGUCCAUUGUAAACUCAUUGUAAACUUGAUGCUUUACCUCAGGCUCCACAGGCCAUAAAACUUUGAUAAAAUGUCUCCUGCUAUCUUUGGCCAAUUUUAGAUCAUUGUAAACUCGAUUCGUUCUUAAACGUCCAUAACAUCUUACCACAUUCAUCAUAAGGGAUUUUACUACAUAGUUCUCUCUCAGGCACCGUACUUGUCUCGCUUUGAUAUGAAGGCUCGGCUACCUUUUAAGAUGGCGUUGUGAACUAUAAAAUGGAGUAUUUAAAUGAAAAAUAUGAGAAAAGGAUUCUGGAAAUUCAUGAAUGAAGACUAUACAUCCAUACUAAAUUAAACGGUGCAAAAAUGGGUUGUUCACAAUCUUUAGAGAGUAAUAACACCGAUACCACGARGAUUCCUUUAUCGACUGCACAAAAAUACCUAGUGCGUGAGACGUGGGAAACAAUUGAGCAGCACAAGAAUCGAGUCGGUAAAAAGACGUUUUUGAGAUUCUUUGACAUGAAUCCAGAUUUUCAGAAGCUUUUUCCAGAAUUUKCUAGUCUCAAAAGAGAAGAACUUGAAAAAGCCAACGCUUUACAUGGACACGCYAAAAGAGUUAUGAAAGCGGUAGAAAAUGCAGUCACAGCUAUGGAUGAUGCCGAGAGUUUUACGGCUUACCUCGAAGGACUUGGACAGAGGCAUGUGACAAGGUCCCUCAAACCUUCGUACCUCGAUGCAAUGCAAAUAGCACUGAUGGACACUCUGAAAGAUCUUYUACAGUCGCAAUGGACCCAAGAAACAUGUAAUGCUUGGAACAUCUURUUCAGAUAUAUUGCUGAAACCAUGAAGCGCGGGCUUCAGUCGGGCAAAAAAUUAAAGUGAUAUCUAUUGAAAACAYAUCAAACAUGAAUAAAGAACAUUGAUYUUUUGUAUAAGAAASAACCGAAACAAGGACUGAAUAACUUCUUAAUAACGCGUCCUUUCAUUGGCCGAGGUGAAGUUUAUAGAAGCCGGAAAAAUAGAAAACGUUUACCCUGUGCCAUGUCAGUCAAGAACUGUUUCGUGUCGUGAAACUAAACUGAAAUACUGCUGCAUAUARUUUAACCAUGUAUUCAAAAUAAAAUAGAAUAU
Messenger RNA from Exaiptasia diaphana, 1110 nucleotides. RefSeq names its product globin-1. The record is from RefSeq and is a predicted model, not a curated record. NCBI's taxonomy places the organism in Eukaryota, Metazoa, Cnidaria, Anthozoa, Actiniaria, Aiptasiidae. Bases 346 to 861 code for a protein of 171 amino acids. Gene Ontology annotation, biological process: oxygen transport. Gene Ontology annotation, molecular function: oxygen binding; heme binding; iron ion binding. The transcript has 4 exons.